Molecule: messenger RNA, 1107 nt
Organism: Humulus lupulus (European hop)
Lineage: Eukaryota; Viridiplantae; Streptophyta; Magnoliopsida; Rosales; Cannabaceae
Exons: 2
Coding region: 1-1107 (368 amino acids)
Source: RefSeq, a predicted model, not a curated record
AUGGGAAUGAAUCAUUCAAUGGGGCAGCCUACAGGGACACAAAUGGGGCCCACGGAGAACAUUUCUUGUGUGUAUUGUGGUGAGGGUCAUACUUUUGACAACUGUCCUUCCAAUCCAGCAGCUGUAUGUUACAUGGGGAAUCAAAAUACGAAUGGCCCUUAUUCUAACAACCCAUCAUGGAGGCAACAUCCCAAAUUAUUGUGGAGUAAUCAAGGGUCUGGCCCUAGCAAUUCUUCUAUGCCUCCAAGACCAAAUUUCCCACUGGGUUAUCCCCCACAAGCAUCACAACAAAGGCCACAACAACAAGCAAUGCAAUCUAGCUCUCUUGAGAACAUGUUGAAGGAGUAUAUAGUGAAGAAUGAAGCCAUGAUCCAAAGCCAAGCAUCAUCAUUAAGAAACUUGGAAAACAAAGUUGGGCAACUAGCUAAUGAACUUAGAAAUAGACCCCAUGGUAUGUUACCAAGUGACACCGAGAAUCCAAGAAAUGUGAGCAAAGAACAUUGUAAAGCCGUCACUUUGAGAAGUGGGAAGGAGUUGGAGAAUUCCAAGACAAAUUCUGGGUACGAGGGUGAGCCCUCUUCAAUCCAAAUAAAUGAGGAAAUUAAAAAAGAUGCUGAAAUUCCUAGUUUGCAUAUCAACAUCCCACUUGUAGAGGCACUUGAGAAAAUUCCUAACUAUGUGAAAUUCACGAAAGAUGUUCUUACAAGGAAGAGAAGGUUAGGAGAGUUUGAAACCGUGGCUCUAACCAAGGAGUGUAGUUCAUUUCUGCAAGACAAAUUGCCACCAAAGUUGAAGGAUCCUGGGAGUUUCACUAUUCCUUGUACUAUUGGAGACACUUAUUUUGGGAUGGCUCUAUGCGAUCUGGGUGCCAGCAUUAACUUGAUGCCAAUGUCUAUUUUCAAGCAGUUGGGAAUUGGAGAAGUUAGGCCUACUACAAUUACUCUUCAACUUGCAGAUAGAUCCCUUGCUCAUCUGGAUGGGAAGAUUGAAGAUAUAUUGGUGAGGGUAGACAAAUUCAUAUUCCCUACUGAUUUUAUUGUGCUAGACUAUGAGGCGGACAGAGAGGUGCCCAUUAUCUUGGGGAGGCCAUUUCUUGCUACAGGAUGA